Molecule: messenger RNA, 8251 nt
Organism: Sinocyclocheilus grahami
Lineage: Eukaryota; Metazoa; Chordata; Actinopteri; Cypriniformes; Cyprinidae
Product: plexin-B1-like
Biological process (GO): positive regulation of axonogenesis; regulation of cell migration; negative regulation of cell adhesion
Cellular component (GO): semaphorin receptor complex; plasma membrane
Molecular function (GO): protein binding; semaphorin receptor activity
Source: RefSeq, a predicted model, not a curated record
AGGUUUAGCCGAUGGGGACGUGUAUUUGACUGUGUUUUGUGUGUAUGCAUGUCACCCCUGCAGAUCAAACCCUGAAUAGUUGACAUGCCACCUGGGAUGGUGUGUGUGUUCUCUUCUCUUUUCUCCAUAUUGUGUUGCGUGGUCACCCAGAGCUCUGCUUCUUCCAGCCAUCACCCCACUUUCUUGCGCAAUGAUACGUACUUUGAGCACCUGGCUUUGCAUCCUGACCCUAAAUUGGGUCGGGUCUAUUUAGGCGCCCGUGAUCGGCUUUACCAGCUUUCUUUCGAUCUUCAGCUUGAGGCAGAGGAAGAGACGGGGCCUGUGAUAGACAGCCGUGACUGCUUGCCCCCAAUUAGUGACACAAACUGCCCACAGGCAAAAUGGACCAAUAACCACAACAAGCUCCUACUCGUGGAUCCUUAUAGUCAGGAGCUCAUCAGUUGUGGAAGUGUUUAUCAAGGAAUAUGUCAGAAACGAAGUUUGGAUUCAGUGGGGAAAGUGCUUUUCUCCGCAGAGAGGCCUGUGGAUACGCAGUAUGUGGCGGCUAAUGACCCCAAUGUCUCUACAGUAGGACUUGUGGCACUCACUAGAGGCCGUGGGAAACAACAGCCAGUCCUGUUUGUGGGGCGGGGUUACACCAACAGCCAACCCCCAAUAUCUACUCGAAACUUAGUUAUGGAGCCUGUUUUCUCAUAUGAAGAAACUUCAAAGUUAGCGGUGGCUGGGAGGCUUUCUGAGUAUGAUCAUCAUUUUGUAACAUCAUUUACCCAUCGCUCGUAUGUCUACUUCAUGUUCUAUCGGAGGGACUUACAGUCACCGUCGAGAGAAUAUCGCACAUAUGUUUCCCGUAUGUGUUUGGAUGAUACUGCAUAUUAUUCAUAUGUAGAAGUUCCAUUAAGCUGCCGUUCAGCUGGAGGAAAGAAUUAUAACCUUCUACAAGCUCUACAUGUAGGCCUACCAAAGUUAGAUAAGGUUAUGGGAAAAGAAAGUACAGCUGCUUCAGAACAAGAGGUCCUUUUGGGGGUGUUUUCGAGCCAUUUCGCUUCUUCCAGUCGGCCAAAUGAAGAGUCUGCGGUAUGUGUGUUUUCACUUGAGGAAGUGGAUAAACGUAUUGAUGCUACAAGAGAUCUGUGCUACACUGAAAUGGGUCGUGCAGAUGGACAGGAGGUUGCAUAUAUCGAGUAUGAAGUCAAAUCAAACUGUGCCAAUCUUCCAACGAACACUUUGGAUGCUUACCCAUGUGGCUCUGAUCACACCCCUAGUCCAAUGGCAAGCCGGGCGCUUGUGGAAGCUGAGCCAAUAUUUGACAGUCCAUCUGUCCGUCUCACUGCUGUGGCUGUGAGUGUAAGGGAGGAACAUACUAUUGCGUUUCUAGGAGACUCCCAAGGAAACUUACACAAGGUAUAGAAACGUUUUCAAGAUGAGGUGUACAUUUAUAGUCAUUUAAUUGCAUGCGAUUCUUCCAUUAUUCUUAGUUCUUUUCUGAGGCACAUUUUUAUUACUGUGCUCACACAGCUAGAGAAGAGGUCUGUAGCAGAGUGUGAAAAGCAUUUGGAUUGUCAGUCCUGCCUGUUGGCUCAUGAUCCAUAUUGUGGCUGGUGUGUUCUGGAGGGGAAGUGUGGGCUUCGUAGCGAGUGUGUGCGUGGGGAUCAGAAAGAUCAGUGGCUUUGGAGCUUUGAUAUAGAGCAACAAUGCCUGAGCGUGACGUUUCUCAAUCCAUCCAACAUCAGCCGAGAGGAGAGGAGAAUUAUCUUUUUAUCCAUCCCUGGUCUUCCCAGUCUAGAGCGAGGAGAGCAUUACUCUUGUGUCUUCCAGGACAGGUCAAGUUUAGCUGUUGUCACAGAGAGUGGUGUCACUUGCUCUUCUCCACAUGUAUAUACAUUGCCAUCUGUGUUACCUAGUCAAGAUUUUUUUACAGUCACUCUGUCUCUUCGGUUCCAUGAUGUUGUUGUGACUUCUCGGGAAUUCACCUUUUAUGAUUGCACAGCAGUCAAACAGCUUGCGGGAAGCAUGCCCUGCCAUGGUUGUGUGCAGAGUCGCUGGGGAUGCAACUGGUGUGUAAACCAACAUAUGUGUACCCACAAGGGUGUGUGCGAUAAGGGACUGAUAAUCUAUAAUGAACAUUGGAAAUCUCUGCCCACCCUACUUCCUGCAACCAAAGCCUCUAGAGCUGCAUUCACAACUGCACCAGUCACAACACACAAAGUCCCUGAAACCAUGGCUCAUACUAAACCUUCGACUACUGCCACUGCAAUAACUGAAACUAUAACCACUGUACUGGAAUCAUUAACCUCUUCUGCACCUGUGAAACCAACACCAUCAACUAGGAUUUCUUCCACUUUCAAGCCGUCUGCUACGCCUACAAGUGCCUUUCUCUCCUCUUCCACAGCUGAGACCACAGUACAGCCAGCCUCCACACUCUCUCUGCUAGACGAGAUACUCUCAGAAAAAGAGCUUCUUGUUACAGAUAUUGAAUCAAUGGCUCUGAGGGAGACAGACACUGAUGUGGUUACUCUUGCAAGUUUGUCAGUGGUUGUAAAAACUGAGCUGUCAUCAGUCAUCGAAGCUGCUGAGGAGCAAAGGAUUUCACUGCCAUCAUCAUCGGCUGUAACCGAAUUGCCACCACUAAUGGAGCCAGUCACACAUGAUAGCUUGCUUACCAGCACCCCUCACAAUUUGGCAGAAACACUGAAUUUGAUAAAUGAAACCCAAACUACAGUUUUACCUUCAAAUCCAGAACCAAACAUGUUUGAUUCUGAAACCAGUGACUUUUUGCCUGUUUCUGAGAGAGUGUCACCUGCCAUGCCUUCAGAGAAUAGGAUAAUCACUGACCGUCAAGAGGCUCAUUUGGCUCCAGAGGAAGCUGAGGUGGAUCAGGCAGAGAACGACAACGCAACAUUUUCUGCAGCUACAGUCUUAUCAGGGGAUGGAGAAUCAGACAGUGAUCCCCCAGUAUACCUCCAUUUGCGAAGUACAGACAUAGAUGCUGAUUACCAGUAUGACUCAGCAGAUUUACCGGCUGAUGAAGGCACUUUUGUCAAUUGGGGGGCAUCUGCCUGCCCAUGUGUGGAGAAAAUUCAAGGAUCCUCUCUGCUUCCUGUACUAACUCAGAGAAAAAUCUCUCUGCUGGCCCGCAACUUGCAUCUCUAUCAGGAUAAAGAGCUGGCAUAUGAGUGUGUAAUGGUGAUCGAGGGGCAAACUGUGGUGGUUGAUGCAGAUGUGACGCUGAAGGAGGCACACACUUUGCUGUUUGACAUCACCUGUCAUGCUCACCAGUAUUUCUAUGCAGACCCAGUUAGAGAGUAUAAUGCUAUGGUGUAUGUGAAGAGAAAAGACACUUUUCAUAUUGACAGCACUGACCUUUAUGUGACGUUAUAUAACUGUUCAGUUGGGCACUUGGACUGUAGCCGCUGUCAUACUGCAGAUCAGAAGUACAACUGUGUGUGGUGUGGAGCCAGUUGUGUUUACAGAGAGUCCUGUUCCCAACACAUCGAAAUGACCUGUCCUGCUCCUCUCAUUCAUUUGGUGGAGCCUUUGUCAGGGUUGGUGGAAGGAGGCAUUACUUUAACUGUUUCUGGGUCUAACUUGGGACAGAAAGCUCAGGAUAUCCUUCAGUCUGUGACUGUUGCGGGUGUGCCCUGCACUGUUAUACCAUAUCUAUAUGAAAUAUCCUCCAGAAUUCUAUGUACAACUACUGCAAGUGGAGAGGAGAAAUCUGGUCACAUCUCUGUGAAAGUGUCUGGUGGAGGCUUCGGCCUGUCAAGUCAGAGAUUCAGCUACCAGGACCCGAAGCUGAUUGAAGUUUCUCCUCAGAGAGGACCAAAGGCAGGAGGAACAACUCUGACAAUCACAGGCAGAAAACUUUUGACCGGUCGUGUUACUGAUAUUAGUGUCCUACUAGGGAAUGUGCCUUGUUCAUUAAUAUCAAGUGUUCAGGAGGAAACUAUCAAGUGUCUGACUGGUGCUAGUAACAGGACAGGAGAACACAGAGUGACUGUGCAGUAUGGAAACACUGAGCGACAUCUCCAUGGCAAUGGCUAUUACUAUACCCCUGACCCCAACAUUACACAUGCCAUUCCCUCUAAGAGCUUUGUUGGUGGAGGGCGUGUAAUAAGCGUGUUCGGCCAGAACUUGAAUGUGGUCCAGAAGCCUCAGAUGCGAGUUACAGUGGUCCUCCCAGACUCCAUUUACCCCUUGAGGAGACACAGACGAAGGAGAAAAAGGAGUGCAACGGAUGUGGAAAUGCAGGAAACAAACUGUACAGAAGACUGUUCUGUCAUACAGUUUGAGGAGGAUUGCGAGGUGAAAAACUCUUCUCUGUUGUUGUGUCGGACUCCUGGUGUAGAUGCUAAGGUAGUUGGUGGCCAUAUGCUGGUUGAGUUUCUGUUGGAUAAUUUGCGCUUUGACUUUAACUCUGUCAGCCAAUCACCUUUCAUCUAUGAACCAAACCCAGUUCUGCACCCACUGAACCAUCGUGAUCCCACAAAACCAUAUCGUUACAAACCUGGAUCAGUUAUAUCAGUGGAGGGUGAGAAUUUAGACUUGGCCAUCUUUAAAGAGGAAGUAGUAGCACUGAUUGGUGAAGGAGUUUGUACUGUUAAAACUUUGACACAUAAUCACCUUUAUUGUGAGCCACCACCCCAGCAGCCCCCUCUUUCCCUUAGGCACGGGCGCAAGCGAGAGGGAGCUGAGGCCUUUCCAGAAUUUAUAGUUCAUAUGGGAAACUUGAACUUUUCACUGGGACAAGUGCAGUAUGAUUCUCCUAGUCACUCUAUCUUUCCACUGGUGGCGCAGAUUGGUGUUGGAGUGGUGGCUUCUCUUGUUGCUCUUAUUGUGCUUAUCAUCGUGUUUAUAUACAGGAGAAAGAGUAAACAGGCUCUGAGAGAUUACAAGAAGGUUCAGAUCCAGUUGGAGAAUCUAGAGACCAGUGUGAGAGACCGUUGCAAAAAAGAGUUUACAGAUCUGAUGACCGAAAUGAUGGAUAUGACAAGUGAUCUGGUUGGAUCAGGGAUUCCUUUCUUGGAGUACCGCAUGUAUGCUGAACGCAUCUUUUUCCCUGGGCACCGUGAGUCGCCACUUCGCAGAGACCUGGAUGUGCAGGAGUGUCGACGGGCCACGGUGGAGCAAGGACUCAUUCAGUUAUCUAAUCUCCUAAACAGCAAACUCUUCCUCACAAAGUUUAUCCACACUCUUGAGAGCCAGAGGACAUUUUCACCUAGAGACAGAGGAUAUGUGGCCUCUUUGCUCACUGUGGCUCUUCACAGUAAACUAGAGUACUUCACUGACAUACUCAAAACACUGUUGAACGAUCUGGUGGAACAGUAUAUUGCCAAGAACCCAAAACUCAUGCUCCGGAGAACAGAGACGGUAGUUGAAAAGCUCCUGACAAACUGGAUAUCCAUCUGCCUCUAUGCUUUCUUAAGGCAUUCAGCUGGUGAGUCUCUGUAUAUGCUCUUCAGAGCAAUUAAACACCAAGUAGAUAAAGGACCUGUGGAUGCAGUGACUGGCAAAGCCAAAUACACCUUAAAUGAUAACCGUUUGCUGAGAGAGGAUCUGGAAUACCGCACUCUGACAUUGAAUGUCUUGAUGCAAGGAAUAGGUGUGAAUGAGGCUCAGCCAGUUGCUGCCAAAGUUUUAGACUGUGACACUAUAACCCAGGUGAAGGAGAAGAUACUAGACCAGGUGUACAAGGGCACCUCAUACUCUCAUAGACCACAUGCUGACUCUGUGGACCUGGAAUGGCGGUCUGGUGUAGCAGGUCACCUAAUCCUCUCAGAUGAAGAUCUAACAUCUGUGGUUCAUGGCAACUGGAAACGCCUGAACACGCUCCAGCAUUAUAAGGUUCCAGAUGGAGCAAAUGUAGCUUUGGUGCUGCGCCAAAGCAAACAUAUUCACCAUGAUACCCAUGAUUACUUUGCAGGGGAGAAGACGCCCAUGCUAGAGGAUGCAGAUGAGGGAGGAGUGAGACUGUGGCAUCUAGUGAAGGCCAGUGAGGAGCCAGAGUUACCCAAACACAGACGAGGCAGUUUAAAAGAACGAGAAAGAGCCAAGACAAUACCAGAGAUCUAUCUCACGCGGCUACUGUCAAUGAAGGGUACACUGCAGAAGUUUGUGGAUGAUCUGUUCACAGUUAUUCUAAGCACUAGUCAACCGGUUCCUCUGGCAAUCAAAUAUUUCUUUGACUUGCUUGAUGAUCAGGCAGUGCGCCAUGGCAUUUCAGACUCUGAAACUAUUCACAUCUGGAAAACUAACAGUUUGCCUCUGCGGUUCUGGAUCAACAUUGUAAAGAACCCUCAGUUCAUCUUCGAUGUGCAGGUGUCAGAUAAUGUGGACGCGGUUCUGUCAGUUAUUGCGCAAACAUUCAUGGACUCCUGCACUACCACAGAGCAUAAACUUGGAAGGGAUUCACCUAUUAAUAAGUUGCUGUAUGCCAGAGAUAUCCCUCGCUAUAAACAGAUGGUUGAACGAUAUUAUGCAGACAUCAAGCAGACCAUCUCUGCCAGCGAUCAGGAGAUGAACUCUGCUCUUGCUGAGCUCUCCAGGAAUUACUCUGGAGAAUUAAAUUACCUGGUGGCCCUGCAUGAGCUCUAUAAGUACAUCAACAAAUACUACGACCAGAUUAUCACUGCCUUAGAGGAAGACACCACCGCACAGAAGAUGCAGCUUGGCUAUCGGCUUCAACAGAUCGCUGCAGCUGUAGAAAAUAAAGUGACAGACUUGUGAUCAUGGACAAAGUAAAGUGAAAGUAAUAAGUGUGAAGACACUGAUGGGUGGCUAUAUGAACACAUGGUACAGGUACUUUAGGUACAGUAUCAAUUGCAACGCUACCAUGUGAAGCAAGUAUACACAAAGAUCGUGUUCCGUUUAGCUGUAUUAAAUUGGACUCUACUAAGGAAGAUAAAUUAAGACCCACAGUGUAAUGUGAUGUGUUGGUUUAGAAGGGUGGAGCCUUUAACUUGAAUAUGGUCUUGGAUUUUUUUUUUUUUUUUUUUAUAUGGAAUAUGGUUAUUCCCAUUUCAGUCCUUUUCAUUUUAAAAAGCCUGGAUGCCUUGUUGAGUUCAUGAAUACAUUAUACUCCCAGUGGAGGGAUUUUUUUCUGCAGGAUUAACAUGAAAACCACGUAUACAUGCUCAAACUCUUGCUUGGUCAUGGCCUUACAACAGAACAAAAUUAGAUGUUCUGUACUCUGUCUACCUCCUCGCUUUGUAUCUACCAGUGUGUUUAUGUAAAAAUGUCUUGUGGCUGUAGUAAUUUUGUAACAUUUGAAUGUGAUUCAGCAUUUGCAAAGUUGCUAAAACUGUCAAAAACAUACCACGACUGACUGAAGUAAAAUGUUAUAGAACAUUUUCAGCUCAUUAGCAUAUUGUAAAUUGUCAUAAUGUUCAGUAAGUGUCACUGGAAAGUACAGUAUGUAAGAGUCUGUUUUGUUAACUUUUUUAAAUGUAUAAAUAUUUACUAGUAAGACCAAGUCUAGCAGACUUGUUACAUACAGUAUAGUGUCAUUGUUUCAACUAGUCAGGUCAAAUAAUGUUUAGCCAAUGUUUUUUUUUUUUUUUUGGAUUAAUUUUAAUCUGCUGGUGUCUUUUUAAGCCUUUUUUUUAAUUUGAGGUGCCAACAUAGGAUUGAAUGAAUUGAUCAUCUCUUACCACAUCCUCUAACAUUUCAUCAAUAUGGAAUUUUAAAGACUGACACUUUUAUGUAGGUACAUUUAAAGGAUAGAAAUCUCUAGCCUUCAUGUGAGAAAAUAUGAUCUGUAUUGUAUGUAAAGUUGUGCUCAAAUAUAUUAGUGCUGGUCCACUGUAUAGGUAAAUAGACCACUCACUUGCAAUUCAUUUCUUUUGAUCAAAGACUGUUCUCAAACACUGAAUUAUCACAAAAAUGUGAGAUAAAUAGAAAUUGUCAGAGAAAAGAUGUGACUGUCAUAUUUACUAAUAUUUUUAGUGUAGUACAAUGUAAAUAAUGACUGAAUUGUUACGUAGCUUCUUAGCAAAUUCAAAAAGAGUAAAUUAUUAUAAGACUUAUAAACUGUUCUUUAAAAGAGGUUUAACAAUCAGCUUACAAGUUUAAUGUUAAGCUGUUCUAUAGGUUUUUGGGUCUGAAUGUAUGUGAAUUAUGGGAAUACAAAUGAACGAUUACUUGAUACAUUGUCUUUUCCAUAACAUCACAUGAAAACUAAAUUGAUUGUGUUGGGCGUUCAAGGUGAACUUGAUGGCAUCAGUUUAAUAAUUAGGAUAAAUAAAGUUUAAAUUUG